AAUUUAAUUUAAUUUAAUUGAAAACUGUUGUUCUACAUACGAUAAGGUUUUAGUAUUAGGAUAUUAAAAUUUUUAAUACAAAUUGGUCAUCGGUUGGUAUACAAAAUUACUAUGAAUAUUGUAUGUCUUUCUGUGAAUUUCCCCAACUAAAUGAAGUAGUCAAUCAAAUGGGACGGACUCUGGACGUAGUUUUAACAUAUCAGACACGUUGGUGUUAGUAUGCGAAGUAUAUAUUCCUUUAACAGAAGUUGAUACUACCCCCUGUUAACGGGAAUUAUUUCGGACGAGUCUAACGGUCGUGAUUUAUGUUACCACCUCCUGAUAUCGGGUGGACAACAAGUUCGAUCUCCGCGAUGGAAUUUUCAAGGUGCCAUCCGGCUCAGCUCAAGGUGGCAUCUUCACGCAUCACGCUUCAUCUUCAGUAGUUCGCGAUAAUCUUCAGAGUGAUUCGUCUGUGUAACAUUAUUAGCGGAUAUGACGAGUUCAAUAUAUUUAAUUGUUCAAUAAAUAAGUUCACAGAAAGAAAAAACUAGUGAAAUAAAAUAAUUAAACUGAUGCAGAGAGCGACUUUGGAUUAGACUAUUUAGAGAUUUAUCAAAAUUUAUAAGUGAGCAAAUAUAAAAUAGUUAAGAUUGAUAACGACGACAGAGAUUGAAAAUAUUAUCUUUUACCAUACUCACUAGACGCAGUGCAGUUUUAUACAAUGACUAACAUCAACACUGAAGUGGUUCUGCGUAAAUUACUCGACAAUAUAGCUAAAGAACAUAACUAUAAAGACCCUAAUGUGAACGUGCGAGCUAUAACUACCGCCGGUGCUAAUUAUAGUUCGGUACUAUAUAUAGUAAUAAUUUCGGCACCUAAAAAGGAAGAACUUCAACUUUUCGCCAAAGUCGCCAUUGUAGGUAAGGUCGCUCGUUCGCAGUUACAUUUACCACUAUUCGACAUAGAACGCUUCGCAUAUAAAGAAUUAUUACCAGCGUAUGAAAAAAUACAAGAUAAAAACAAUUUGUCUAAAGAAAAGAGACUAGUUUGGCCUAAAUUUUACGGUUGUAAUCAAAAUCUGUAUGAAGAAACAAUAGUUCUUGAAAAUUUAGCAAUUAAAGGAUACGUAACAUAUGACAGACUCAAGUCGGUUAACUGGGGUUACGCUUCCAAGGCUGUUGAAACGCUCGCUAAAUUUCACGCCCUGUCCAUAGCUUAUGGCGAAGAAAAUCCAACACAAUAUGCUGAACUGAUACAAAAAAUGAAGGUUAAACCAAAUUCAUUGGACAAAAUGGCUGGUACUUUAGACAAAUUAACAGAUAUGGCUGUAGGUGUGAUAAAAGAAGAAAAUAAAGAAAGAUUAAAACAAUAUAUUUCAAAAGAAGGUGACCUCAAAAACAUAACGACACUUUAUCAGUCAACAGGUAUAAUUGUUUUAAAUCAUGGUGACUACAGACCGAGCAAUUUAAUGCACAAAAUGAAAGAUGAUGGAAGUUUAGAUAUUAUUCCUAUAGACUUUCAAACAAUAUCAGCCAAUAGUCCUGUUCACGACUUGUACUAUUUUAUUUUCACGAGCUCAGAUGAAGAGUUCAGGCGUAAAUACUAUGAGCAAUUGCUUGAUCAUUACUACCAACAACUGUGUCGAGCAUUACGCAAUCUGAACCUCGAUUCUGAAAAGCACUACCCUAAGAAGAGUUACGAAAAGGAUUUAAAGGAAUUUGUACGUUUCGGCCUGUUCCAUGGUGUAUUUUCACUGCCAAUGAUCACUGUUGACGCCGAGAAUGCGCCAGCUCUUCAUGGCGAAGACGGUAUCAACUGCGUGCAGAAUAUCAAAACCAGCGACCUGUAUUUAGAGAGGCUGAAUGGAAUUGUAAAUGACUAUGUACGAUGGGGUAUACUUUGAACGUACUGUUUUUCCAUGAAUCCAAAUUAAUUAAAUAAUAAAUGUGAAUGUACUUUAAUGUUUCCAAAUUUAUAUCCAAAAUUAUCUCGAGUGACAUAUUUGUAAGUAAAAAUUAUAUAAUAAUAUUUAAAUAGUGCAUAAAUUUAUAAUAAAAAAUUUUAUUGACAAA
This is a messenger RNA of Galleria mellonella (greater wax moth), 2054 nucleotides long. RefSeq lists its product as uncharacterized. The transcript is spliced from 5 exons. The coding region runs from base 704 to 1885 and encodes 393 amino acids. NCBI's taxonomy places the organism in Eukaryota, Metazoa, Arthropoda, Insecta, Lepidoptera, Pyralidae. The record is from RefSeq and is a predicted model, not a curated record.